GCUCGGCUGGGGGCGGGAGGAAGAGGGGCCGGACUGGGGCCUGACGAGCCGCCGCUGCCGCCACCGUCCUCGCGGCUGCUAUGACUAGCGGGCGAGGCGCCCUCCGCAGCUCCGCGCAGCGCUAGUCGCGGCCGUGCGCCCGCCGUCGCUCUCUGGAUCCCCGGCGCAGCCGCUUCCGCGGCUCUCUCGGCUCUUCCAGCGCCGCCUUCGAGGCGAGGCGGAGGCAGGAUGAAGAUGACGGUGGAUUUCGAAGAGUGUCUGAAGGACUCGCCCCGCUUCAGGGCUGCUUUGGAAGAAGUAGAAGGAGAUGUGGCAGAAUUGGAACUAAAACUCGAUAAGCUUGUGAAACUUUGUAUUGUGAUGAUUGAUACCGGAAAGGCCUUUUGUGUUGCAAAUAAACAGUUCAUGAAUGGGAUUCGAGACCUGGCACAGUAUUCUAGUAAUGAUGCUGUAGUUGAGACAAGUUUGACCAAGUUUUCUGACAGUCUUCAAGAAAUGAUAAAUUUUCACACAAUCCUAUUUGACCAAACUCAGAGAUCAAUUAAAGCACAGCUUCAGAACUUUGUUAAAGAAGAUCUUAGAAAAUUCAAAGAUGCCAAGAAGCAAUUUGAAAAAGUCAGUGAAGAGAAAGAAAAUGCAUUAGUAAAAAAUGCUCAAGUACAAAGAAACAAACAGCAUGAAGUUGAAGAAGCCACGAACAUUCUGACAGCAACAAGAAAAUGUUUUCGACAUAUAGCCCUCGACUAUGUACUUCAGAUUAAUGUCCUUCAAUCAAAAAGGAGAUCAGAAAUCCUAAAAUCAAUGUUAUCUUUUAUGUAUGCCCAUUUGGCCUUCUUCCAUCAAGGGUAUGAUCUAUUUAGUGAACUUGGGCCGUACAUGAAGGAUCUUGGUGCACAGCUGGAUCGACUGGUUGUGGAUGCAGCGAAGGAGAAAAGAGAGAUGGAGCAAAAACAUUCCACCAUUCAACAAAAGGAUUUCUCCAGUGAUGACUCUAAGUUAGAAUAUAAUGUAGAUGCUGCAAAUGGCAUUGUUAUGGAAGGAUAUCUGUUCAAACGAGCCAGCAAUGCCUUCAAAACUUGGAACAGACGCUGGUUUUCAAUACAGAACAAUCAAUUGGUUUACCAGAAAAAGUUUAAGGAUAACCCCACUGUGGUAGUGGAAGAUCUAAGGCUCUGCACAGUGAAACACUGUGAAGACAUAGAACGACGUUUCUGCUUUGAGGUAGUCUCUCCAACAAAAAGUUGUAUGCUUCAGGCAGAUUCUGAAAAGCUGCGCCAGGCAUGGAUUAAGGCUGUUCAGACCAGUAUUGCUACUGCUUAUAGAGAGAAGGGUGAUGAAUCAGAGAAGCUGGAUAAGAAAUCAUCUCCAUCCACAGGAAGCCUGGAUUCUGGAAAUGAGUCAAAAGAUAAAUUAUUGAAAGGAGAAAGUGCACUGCAGCGAGUCCAGUGUAUUCCUGGCAAUGCUAGCUGCUGUGACUGUGGUCUGGCGGAUCCACGGUGGGCCAGCAUCAACCUGGGCAUCACCCUGUGUAUAGAGUGUUCUGGGAUUCACCGGAGUCUUGGAGUUCAUUUUUCAAAAGUACGAUCUUUAACUUUAGACACCUGGGAGCCUGAACUUUUAAAGCUUAUGUGUGAGUUGGGAAAUGAUGUUAUAAAUCGAGUUUAUGAAGCUAAAGUGGAAAAAAUGGGAAUAAAGAAACCACAACCAGGACAAAGACAGGAGAAAGAGGCAUAUAUCAAAGCAAAAUAUGUGGAGAGGAAAUUUGUGGAUAAAUAUUCUAUAUCAUCAUCACCUUCUGAGCAGGAAAAAAGGAUGAUCUCCAAAAGUUGUGAAGAAAAGAGGCUGAGCAUUUCUAAACUUGGGCCCAGUGACCAAGUCAAAGUACCUCCCCAAAGUUCAGUCAAAAGUAAUGAUAGUGGAAUCCAGCAGAGCUCUGAUGAUGGAAGAGAAUCUUUACCCUCCACGGUGUCUGCCAAUAGUUUAUAUGAGCCUGAGGGAGAAAGGCAAGAUUCUUCUGUGUUUCUCGACUCUAAACAUCUUAACCCAGGACUCCAGCUUUAUAGGGCUUCAUAUGAAAAAAAUCUUCCUAAAAUGGCUGAGGCUUUGGCUCAUGGUGCAGAUGUGAACUGGGCUAAUUCAGAGGAAAAUAAAGCAACACCACUUAUUCAGGCUGUAUUAGGGGGUUCUUUGGUGACCUGCGAGUUUCUUCUACAGAAUGGUGCUAACGUGAACCAGAGAGAUGUGCAGGGGCGGGGCCCUCUGCACCAUGCCACUGUCUUGGGACAUACAGGGCAGGUAUGUUUAUUUCUAAAACGAGGUGCCAAUCAACACGCCACUGAUGAAGAAGGGAAAGACCCUUUGACCAUUGCUGUGGAAGCAGCCAAUGCGGAUAUAGUGACCUUGUUGCGUUUAGCAAGAAUGAAUGAAGAGAUGCGGGAAUCAGAAGGACUUUAUGGACAGCCAGGUGAUGAAACCUACCAGGAUAUUUUUCGUGAUUUUUCCCAAAUGGCAUCCAAUAAUCCAGAGAAACUAAAUCGUUUCCAGCAAGAUUCACAGAAAUUCUGAGUUAUUUUAAGAAGGGGAAAAUAUUAAAUUGAAUGAUCCCCUAAUGUGUACAUCUGAAAUCUCACAAAUUUUUACUGCUUUAAUUCUACUUAAUUUUAGUAGGUAUUGAGUGGUUUGGAAAAAAGGUACCCAUUCAUUGAUAUUUUUAUAAAUUAAAACAUAGAGCUCUAGUAGUUGGGAGAGGAACCUAUUUUAGGACCUCUUUUAU
Messenger RNA from Zalophus californianus (California sea lion), 2773 nucleotides. It is a transcript of the gene ACAP2, whose product is annotated as ArfGAP with coiled-coil, ankyrin repeat and PH domains 2. The transcript is spliced from 23 exons. Gene Ontology annotation, cellular component: endosome membrane; cytoplasm. The record is from RefSeq and is a predicted model, not a curated record. Lineage: Eukaryota; Metazoa; Chordata; Mammalia; Carnivora; Otariidae. Gene Ontology annotation, molecular function: GTPase activator activity; protein binding. Bases 229 to 2565 code for a protein of 778 amino acids.